CUCUUUUAUUUUUGCCGCGAGUUUUCAUUUUAAGACAACUUUUCGACUGAAAACAGCCUGUAAAUAUUGUUUCUUAGAAGAAUGUGACUUGUGUUAAUAUCCACACCUUGUUUUGUGAGUUUUUACUUAAAGUUGUGAUAUAGUACAAACUGUGUUUGGUCGGUAGUUAUUCCACAGGGAAAUGUCUGUUGAUAAAGACGAGGCGCAGCAGCGAUUAAAGGCAGUAGUGCAUUUCACUGUUGGCCGUCUGUGUCAGAAAGCUGGAGAAGACCACAGGAGAGAGUUCAGUCGACAAGUCAUUGCAGCAAUAGCAGAAACAACCUACAGACAAUGUGAUGUCUUUGCUAAAGACCUGGAGGCUUUUGCAAGGCACGCUAAAAGAAGCACAGUGUCUACAGAAGAUGUAAAGCUAUUAGCUCGUCGUAGCACAGCACUGUCCAUCUACAUACAAAAUAAAAGUGAAGAACUGAACCAGGAGCAGAAGGACUUGAAAAAGAAAAACACCGGGAAGAGGAAGAGCAGAGACACUGAGGAGGAGAGCAAAGAAUAACGACAGGACACAGGCAGGCCUGCAGUGUCUCACUUUGACCCAACAAUCAAAUAAACAUAAAAGCUGGAUAACACAUGA
Messenger RNA from Cheilinus undulatus (humphead wrasse), 628 nucleotides. RefSeq names its product centromere protein S (gene cenps). Gene Ontology annotation, molecular function: protein heterodimerization activity; chromatin binding. The transcript has 5 exons. Gene Ontology annotation, cellular component: FANCM-MHF complex; Fanconi anaemia nuclear complex. Lineage: Eukaryota; Metazoa; Chordata; Actinopteri; Labriformes; Labridae. Bases 182 to 550 code for a protein of 122 amino acids. The record is from RefSeq and is a predicted model, not a curated record. Gene Ontology annotation, biological process: resolution of meiotic recombination intermediates; replication fork processing.